AUGUAUCCAAGUUUUGUGCAGAUGCUGAUUGAUCAUGCAUAUCCGGAUAUUGAACGCGAUUUGAAUAGUGAUUUGUUAGUACUCUCACACAUGAGCAAUGAUUCUCUCAAGCAGCUUGCAAGAUAUCAUCCAAACCAUCCUGAACCAAAGAAAGUAGCUGAAUUCUUCGGAUUUAUCAAAGAUGCGAACUAUGUUGAUCCUGAUCCAGUUAAUCACCAAAACUGGAGAAAUGAAGAAGAGAUGAAGGAAGCAGCUUAUGCUGAUGCGCUAAAGGCUCUUGAAGAGUUCAAAACCACACGUAAUGACUGGUUUGCCAAAGAACCGAGGAAGAGAGGCAAAAAGACCAUCCCUAAAGCACAGGAGGGUGAGGGGUCAUCAUCGCAGCCAAAGAAGAAACUAAAGAAAGUGGCAAAGACUUUGUUGAUUGAUGAGCCUGAGGUUGAGGAACCGGCUGAAAAUGUUGAAGAAAAUCCAUAUGCUGAUAUUGAAGAAGUGAUAUUAUACCUUGGUGAUUUGGAGGUAGAGCAAGCAGCUAGCAAAGAAGCUGAGAAAGAGAAAGUUAUUGUUGAUGUCGAAGGUGAUGAUGUUAAUAAAAGUACUACAAGCUCUUCGAGUUCUUCGGAAGAUGAAAUAGAUGAAACUGAAUGUUUAAGAAGAAUUCAAGAAGCGACAGAGAAAGAGAAACAAUUGAGAAAAAGGAAGAGACAGGAGAAAGAUGAUGCUGCAUACAUUCCAUCUCUUGAGCAUGUUUCUGAAUCCAAAUCACCUUCAAGUGGUAGAAAGAAAGUAGGAGCAAGAAAAAGGAUUGUAUCUCCGAAAAUAAAGAAAGUUACUCCGAAGAUUACAAAGCCGAAGAUUAUUCUGAAGAAGAAACCAUCCAAACAACCAAGUAAACCACCAACACCACCACCUGAACCUACACCACAUCAAUCACCAAUACAAUCACCACCACAUCAAACACCUCCACGACAACCUUCUCCACCAAAACAACCAACACCACCUAGACAACCAUCACCAUUCCAUCUUUCACCACUACAUAUCUCACCACCACAACAACAAACCUUAUUCAUAUCUCAAGAAAUCUUCAAAACACCACCACCCACUCAAAUUUAA
Helianthus annuus (common sunflower) is the source of this 1113-nucleotide messenger RNA. Its product is annotated as serine/arginine repetitive matrix protein 1-like. The transcript has a single exon. The record is from RefSeq and is a predicted model, not a curated record. NCBI's taxonomy places the organism in Eukaryota, Viridiplantae, Streptophyta, Magnoliopsida, Asterales, Asteraceae. Bases 1 to 1113 code for a protein of 370 amino acids.